This is a messenger RNA of Lathyrus oleraceus (garden pea), 2333 nucleotides long. RefSeq lists its product as uncharacterized. The transcript is spliced from 11 exons. Lineage: Eukaryota; Viridiplantae; Streptophyta; Magnoliopsida; Fabales; Fabaceae. The coding region runs from base 1333 to 2013 and encodes 226 amino acids. The record is from RefSeq and is a predicted model, not a curated record.
UAUAUGGUUUAUACAAAAUACAAAAUGGGAUACACGAGGAACGCUUUGGGAUACGCAGACACCAAUUCAUUUUAUGCCUCUUUGAAUUCCAAUUCAAUUUGGAAAAUUGAGUUUCAUUUAUAAUUCAAUUUGAAAAAUUGAGUUUCAUUUAUAAUUGUUUUGGGAAUUAGAAAACCCUAUCUACACCAUGGCUUUACAAAUUCAUUCUUCUUCCCCUUUUAACUCAUUCAUGAUAUCUUUCUGUUUCCCCUUUCAAUUCAUUCACAAAUUGAAAACCUAUUUUCGUCACUCAUUCACAAAUUCUUUCUUCUUCCUCUUUCAACUUUUCCAUUCGAAUUUACAUCAAAGAUGGCGCGACCGAUUGAAUCCGUGAUGGACAUUAACGAUUCUAAAGAUUUGUGGAAGAUUGUUGUUCGUUGUAGACAUCUCUGGACUGUGAGAAGUUCGUCAAACAAAGAACACCUUGAACUAAUUUUGGUUGAUUCUAAGCUGGAUAUGAUACAAGCAAUUGUACCAUCCCAUCUGGUGUCGAAAUAUGUGGGCGAUCUUGCCGUAGGAGCUUCAUAUAUCAUGCAGAACUUUAAAGUCUCAAACAACGAUUUCUCCUUUAAGUCUACUACUCACGGAUACAAGUUGGUAUUUUGUGGUUCAACUUAUGUUAAGAAAACGGAACUCCCGGAGAUUCCUAUAGAUUAUUUCAACAUUCUUGGUUUGGCGUCCAUUGCUGAUGGAAAAUUUCAGCCUAAUGUAUUGGUUGACGUAGUUGGAGGAGUUACUGAAAUUCUGCAGACUCAGAUAAACUCAGAUAACAACAAAAGUAAGUUUGUGUUUAUGAUCACUGACAUGAGGUAUGAAAACAUUUGAGUUCGUAUACUCAAAAAAACUAUUUACAUUGUAUUCGUUUCCUUUUUGUUGGUUUCCAUUCUGUUAAAAAUCAUAAAGUGUUUUGCUUUUGUUUGUUGUGGUGUAAUUGAACCACAACAUCUUUGCUUUUUUUAUUGGUAGCAAAAUUGCCGUGCAGUGUACACUAUGGGGUAAUUUUGCAUUGCAAUUUUAUGAAUACUACAAGAACCAUGGGGAAGAUGUGAACAUUGUUGUUCUAUUACAAAACGCAAGGAUAAAGGCUGCGCAAGGAGGUUUUCCUUUAAAUGUAUCCAAUGCUUGGAGUGGCACAAAGCUGAUCAUUAAUGAUAUUAGUAAUGUUGAAAUUAAGAAGCUGAAGGAUAGCUUUCUUCAUCAAGUUUGCAAGUUGAAACAACUCAAACCUCACAGUAUUCCGAUUUUGAUAAAUUUAUAUGGAAGGUCGAAGUCAUUAGUUUGGCUGAGAUCGCGAUGCUUAAACAAGAAACAACAUGUGUCACCAUAGCGAAGUUGGAGAAGUUUGAAGUUGGUAAUUCCGGUUGGUAUUACGAUGGUUAUGCUGAAUGUACUAAGAGCGUCGCUGUAAAAGAUGGCAAACUUAAGUGCUAUGCAAAUCACAUAAGUUCUGAACCCGUGCCAAGGUACAAACUUGAAGUGUUGGGAGUUGAUGGUAAAUUCAAGUCUCGUUUCGUCUUUUGGGAUAGUGACUGUUUCAAGUUAAUUGGAAAAUCUGCUCUACAGAUGAAAAAUGAAUUAGUGGAGGCUGGUGAAGACAAUCCGUUAGAAUUCCCUUUUGGUCUUGAUGCUAUGUUGAAGAAGGAGUUGGCAAUUAGAGCUGUUUUUCAACCGAAAUUUAAUCGUCUUUCGGUUAUUAGCUUUAAAGACGAUGAAGAUUCACGUAAGAAAGUUAAGGACACCUUCAAGUCUCAUGAGGAUGUAUCGAAAAUUCCAAUUUCAUUGUCUUUCUCACAAGAUGAUAUGAAGAGUUUAUCGGAACCUUUAUCUGUAUCUGCUGAUUUCGACCCCAAUGCUGCGAAUUCUGUGAUGACCCCCUAUAAACGUAUAAAUCCUGAAGCGUCAGAAGAUGUUGAAAGUGUUCAACUUUCCUCUACGAAGACGAUGAAACCUGUAAAAAAGGAAGAUGGUCGAUAGAUGAUGAUUGAGUUAUUUGUAAUAUUUCAUGGAAUUUCAUAGUUUUGAUUUUGUUAUAUUUUAGUUUUAAAUCGACAAAUGUUUCAAGACAAUCCAAACUAUUUGGAAGUUGAUUUUUUGUCUAUCUUAUGCGUUUCAAUUAUGAUGUUUUUGGUUCUUCAAACAAAUAUAUCAGAAAUAAUGUUAUAGUUGUUUGGAUUAAAUCCUGAUUCUCAUCAUGGAAAUAAUAUAUCUCUUAUGUGAGACACAUUUUAGGAUCAAGUUUUAUAAUUGAAGCACUCUUGUAACAGUAUUUUGUUGUAGCAACAUUUAAUAGUCUA